CCACAUUUGAAGGUUAAAGUCAGUCUGUGUCCAUCUCAAUACUAAACAAGCCGCCGUUACUCGCCUAUCAGUCUACAGUUUUACUUUUCAUUUAUACAAAUAUAAACACACUACCAUGUCGAUAUUUGCUGAAGUCCCGGAGGCUGCUCCUGUCGCAGUAUUUAAGCUGACAGCAGAUUUCCGUGAAGAUCAAAAUCCAAACAAGGUGAAUCUAGGAGUCGGAGCAUACAGGACAGAUGAAUGUCAGCCCUGGGUUUUACCUGUGGUGAGAAAAGUGGAGAAGAUGAUCGCUGAAGAUCAUAGUUUGAACCACGAGUACCUGCCCAUCCUGGGCCUGCCGGAGUUUCGUUCCAGCGCAUCUAAGAUCGCCCUGGGUGAUGACAGUCCUGCCAUCAAGGAGAACCGGGUAGGAGCUGUACAGUGUUUAGGUGGUACUGGUGCUCUCAAGAUUGGAGCAGAGUUUCUUCGCCGGUGGUACAAUGGAACCGACAACACAAAAACUCCAGUUUAUGUGUCUGCACCCACAUGGGAAAACCAUAAUGCAGUUUUCUCUAACGCUGGAUUUGAGGAUAUCCGACCGUACAAAUAUUGGGCCGCAGAGAAGCGCGGACUCGAUCUGGCAGGUUUUCUGGGUGACCUUGAGAGUGCGCCUGAUCACUCCAUCUUUGUGCUGCAUGCUUGUGCUCACAACCCCACCGGUACUGACCCCACCCAGGAACAAUGGAAGCAGAUCGCUGAAAUCAUGAAGCGGAAGAAUCUGUUUGCCUUCUUUGAUUCAGCCUAUCAGGGUUUUGCCUCAGGAAAUUUAGAGAAGGAUGCUUGGGCUGUUCGCUACUUUGUGUCCCUGGGUUUUGAAUUGUUCUGUGCCCAGUCAUUCUCCAAGAACUUUGGCCUGUACAAUGAGAGAGUGGGGAACCUGACCAUUGUAGGCAAAGACCAAGAGAAUGUAAACCGUGUACUGUCUCAAAUGGAGAAAAUCGUUCGAAUUACAUGGUCCAACCCUCCAUCCCAGGGUGCACGCCUGGUUGCCAUCACACUCAACAGCCCUGAACUCUUUGCUGAAUGGAAGGACAACGUAAAGACAAUGGCAGAUAGGGUCCUGUUGAUGCGCGCUCAGCUGAAGGAAAAACUGAAAGCCCUUGGAACUCCAGGAAUCUGGGAGCACAUCACUGAACAGAUUGGCAUGUUCAGCUUCACAGGACUGAACCCUAAGCAGGUGGAGUAUAUGGUGAAGGAAAAGCACAUUUAUCUAAUGGCGAGCGGUCGCAUCAACAUGUGCGGCCUCACCUCCAAGAACAUCGACUAUGUGGCUGAGUCCAUUCAUGAGGCUGUCACUAAAGUCCAAUAAGCAUCUCUUUCACACUUCCUGUAUGUGUGUGUGUCCGCAGGAACAUAGACGCACAAACCAACACACACACACCGCCUAAUACACACUUUCACUCACCAGCUUUUGGUGGUCUAAUUUAAUAAGCAGCAGUUGUACGUCAUGUUUUAUCUCCUUCAGUCAUAAAGAAAUUAAAUGGUCCCAGAAUAUAUAUAUAAUUAUAUACACACUGAUCAGCCACAACAUUAAAACCACCUGCCUAAUAUUGUGUAGGUCCCCCUCGUGCCGCCAAAACAACGCAACCCGCAUCUAAGAAUAGCAUACUGAGAUGAUAUUCUUCUCACCACAAUUGCACAGAGCGUUAUCUAAGUUACCGUAGACUAUGUCAGUUUGAACCAGUCUGGCCAUUCUUUGUUGACCUCUCUCGUCAACAAUGCAUUUCCGUCCACAGAACUGCUGCUCACUGGAUGUUUUUUGUUUUUGGCACCAUUCGGAGUAAUAUAUAUACACUGGCGGCCAAAAGUUUGGAAUAAUGUACAGAUUUUGCUGUUUUGGAAGGAAAUUGGUACUUUAAUUCACCAAAGUGGCAUUCAACUGAUCACAAAGUAUAGUCAGGACUUUACUGAUGUAAAAAACAGCACCAUCACUAUUUGCAAAAAGUAAUUUUUGAUCAAAUCUAGACAGGCCCCAUUUCUAGCAGCCAUCACUCCAACACCUUAUCCUUGAGUAAUCAUGCUAAAUUGCUAAUUUGGUACUAGAAAAUCACUUGCCAUUAUAUCAAACACAGUUGACAGCUAUUUGGAUCAUUAAAUGAAGCUUAACAUUGUCUUUGUGUUUGUUUUUGAAUUGCCACAUUAUGCAAUAGACUGGCAUGUCUUAAGGUCAAUAUUAGGUCAAAAAUGGCAAAAAAGAAACAGCUUUCUCUAGAAACUCGUCAGUCAAUCAUUGUUUUGAAGAAUGAAGGCUAUACAAUGCUUGAAAUUGCCAAAAACUGAAGAUUUCAUACAAAGGUGUACACUACAGUCUUCAAAGACAAAGGACAACUGGCUCUUACAAGGACAGAAAGAGAUGUGGAAGGCCAGAUGUGCAUCUAAACAAGAGGAUAAGUGCAUCAGAGUCUCUACUUUGAGAACUAGAUGCUUCACAUGUCCUCAGCUGACAGCUUCAUUGAAUUCUACCUGCUCAACACCAGUUUCAUGUACAACAGUAAAGAGAAGAAUUGCAAAGAAAAAGCCACUUUUGAAAAAGAAAAACCAAAAGAAAAGGUUAGAGUGGGCAAAGAAACAAACAGAUACAUUGGACAACAGAUAAUUGGAAAAGAGUGUUAUGGAUCUUAACCCCAUUGAGCUUUUGUGGGAUCAGCUAGACUGUAAGGUGCGUGAAAAGUGCCCGACAAGACAGUCACAUCUAUGGCAAGUGCUACAGGAAGUGUGGAGUGAAAUGUCACCUGAGUAUCUGGACAAUCUGACAGCUAGAAUGCCAAGGAUCUGCAAAGCUGUCAUUGCUGCAUGUGGAGGAUUUUUUGAUGAGAACUCUUUGAAGUAGUUUAAGACGUUCUGACAUUUUUUUUCAAAUUGUAAUAGUAAUUUAUUAUGUUAUUAAUGUCCUUAUUAUACAUUGUGAUCAGUUGAAUGCCACUUUGGUGAAUAAAAGUACCAAUUUCUUUCCAUAAGAACAAAAUCUGUACAUUAUUACAAACUUUUGGCUGCCAAUGUAUAUAUAAUGUAAUGUAUAUAUACAUACACAGUAUACACGGUCUUGUCAGUUUCCUUUUGCCUUUUUCCUGUGUUUCAGAUAGAGUACAUUUAAAUAUCCUUGUUGGUGUUCAUUUCAAUCUUGUUUGUAUAAAUAAGUACUUUGUGGUGGAAUUAUGGCAUUUAAGGAACUUUCAGUCAGUCGAAUGACUUUCUCUGGAUUUCUUUAGCCUAAAGGUCCAGUGUGACUGAUUUUAAGAUCUUCUGUUUUUCCUUAGAUUAAUUUCAAGCAGGUUUGUUUAACUGAAUUAGAGUUAUAUGACCAACCCUGAGCUGGCGGGGUGGAAGGAGAAUGCAGAACUAGCCCUGUCUUAUCCCUAUCUUAUAUUGAUUUUAUUGUCAUGUCUCCAAAGAUUUCAUUGAAUUGAGUGCAUGACUGAAGGACAAUGUGCGUGUUUCAUGGUGUAUGUGUCGGUAUGCGUGGUUUAAAACUCUGAACAUGCUUACAGAGAUGGCUUGAAAAGAACUUGAAUGACCAGGGGCAUUAUACUGUGUUUCACUGAUAAUUGCAAUAUGAUUUAUUUGUCAUCUGAUGCUCAUACUUCAAAUGAAAUGGUUUGAAGCAACCAUGAAAUCAACUUUUGCGUACUAAUUUUCUCAUUUUAUGUCAAGCUACUAAAUUACUUAUGUUGCUUUUAUAUUGCUCCAAGACAUCAACAAAAUGUUCAGAGACAGUUGUCUCAUAAAGUUGAUUGCAUAAAAAUGAGAGAGAUAAAUUGUCAAGCAGUGUUCAAAAAGCCAUCUGGAAGCUGUUUGAGUGAAUUUUAGAUUUAACAUAUUCCUUCAAGCUUUUUUAUCUUUGACUACUUUUGUGCUGGAAACACUGGUUUAUGAAGACCCCAGGCAUUGUUUUGCACUUUAUUUUUGUGUCUGCUUUCAAAGAUGUCUUUUUAAUCUGCUGAUUCUGGUCCAUCACUUCAAAUGUUCAAGCUCAUUUCCGCAUUGCAUUGUCAUUUAAUGAAUGUCCAGCCAUUAGUCAAAGUACAGUUCACUCUCCCACCCAGCUUAGUCUCAUAAGAUUAUAAAGCUCUGUGUGCACAAAUACUCUAAUAAAAGUGCAUUGAAAUAAAA
Molecule: messenger RNA, 4149 nt
Organism: Myxocyprinus asiaticus (Chinese sucker)
Lineage: Eukaryota; Metazoa; Chordata; Actinopteri; Cypriniformes; Catostomidae
Product: aspartate aminotransferase, cytoplasmic-like
Exons: 9
Coding region: 116-1348 (410 amino acids)
Biological process (GO): L-aspartate biosynthetic process
Cellular component (GO): cytosol
Molecular function (GO): L-aspartate:2-oxoglutarate transaminase activity; pyridoxal phosphate binding
Source: RefSeq, a predicted model, not a curated record